GGGGAAAAGUUUGCAAAUGAACAACAUUAAAUCAACAAUUUUUAUUCUUUAUUUUUUAUUACAAAUAUUUACAAAAAUUGUUAGUGAAGACACUGAUACUUUUCCUGUACUGACAAGUGAUAAAUUAAUUGAAAAUUCAAAAACUUUAUUGAUUUCAACUAUUGACGGGUAUUUAACGGCUGUUGAUGCACAAACUGGAGUAAUUAAAUGGCGCUUCAAAGAAGGUCCAUUACUUGUAUCACCAAAAAAUGUUCAACGAGGAUUUACGUUUAUCCCAGAUCCAAGAGAUGGACAGUUAUAUUUGGUUAUUGAGGGUCGUAUUACUAAAUUACCUUUCACAAUACCUCAUCUUGUACGUGUUUCUCCUUGUCGAAGUUCCGAAGGCAUUUUCUACGCAGGAAGCAAAAAAGACGUUUGGAUAUCCGUAAAUCCUGAAACAGGCGAACGCAUCGACAUACUUGCCACCUCUAUUUCGCCUUCAUUUUGCCCAGCUAACCAUCCACAUGCAAUUCACAUUGGAAAAACUGAAUAUCAAAUCCAAAUGGUGGACACCAAACGAAGAGACAGGCAUUGGAAUGCAACAUUUGUUGACUACUCUUCGCAUCUUUUGCCUGAAGAUGCAGAUUAUCCACUACAGCAUCUUACAAGUUCUGCAGAUGGUCGUGUACUUACUGUUGACUCGCGUUCCGGCUUGGUACUUUGGCAACGUGAUUUUGACAGCGUAAUAGUAAACAUGUAUUUGCUCAAAGAUGAUGGAAUGCAUCGACUACCUAGUACUGCAAUUGGAUUAGAAACAUUUGAAUUGCUUUUACAGGUUGGCGUAGUAUUUAUUUUAUUUUAA
Molecule: messenger RNA, 841 nt
Organism: Meloidogyne enterolobii
Lineage: Eukaryota; Metazoa; Nematoda; Chromadorea; Rhabditida; Meloidogynidae
Source: the annotation of a GenBank genome assembly